AUGGAGUACUACUAUGGAUAUGCAUCAGCUGCUCGUAAAUUAGCUGUGGCGGUAGCGAUGAUUGCGGUGGUGGUAGGGUAUGGUGGCAUCGGCGGCGUCGAAGCGGAUUGCGGCCACAAUGCAAGCGAUCCGGCUAUGGCGCCUUGUCGGAAUCACUAUGCCCUUUGCAUAGACCAAGUUAUCUCGGGAUUGCGGGACACUACGCCGACCAAGGAGGGAUUCUUCGACUCCAAGUCCGUCCCUGCAGGUGGCUUCCGCGGCAGCGUUACAGGCUCGGCCAGUUGUGUCCCGGGGACCAGCGUCGACAACUGCAAACACUGUCUUGCUACUGCCAAGAUCUUGCUGGACGAGUGCAAAUCGGUCACUUCUGGCUCCUUCAGCAACCAGGUUUGCACCAUGUGGUACGGCCAGAUCAUGUGA
Molecule: messenger RNA, 420 nt
Organism: Linum tenue
Lineage: Eukaryota; Viridiplantae; Streptophyta; Magnoliopsida; Malpighiales; Linaceae
Source: the annotation of a GenBank genome assembly